AGCAGCUGCGUGUGGUAUCGGUUAAGCUAACGUUGGGUUUUUGGGGAUCUUACACUGUGGAUUUAACCCUCCAAUCGACUGCCGCGUAUGUUUGCAUCACGUUCGGCUGAUUUUUCGGAUUUUGGAUGUUACGCGUAGAUUUCUAAGUAAAUGUACGACAGGAUAUUAUUGCGAGACGUGAAUUUGUAAUCUGGCUCUUUAGUGUUUGACCCGGAAAUGCGAUAUACUCCGCAUUUUAUCGUAUGUUUUUAACGCAGAUACAUAAGUGGACAGUAGACGAUCCUAUCGUACGUUAUAAUAAAAGAGUUUGACGUUAUUCGACACGAUGUCAUUGUUCAACAAACCGAAGCGAAAUAUACGUCGACGUCCUUUCGAGGAUGAGGAUGAAGAUAAUGAGAACAGAAUGGAAGUUGAAGAGGCGCAGCCUGUCAAAAUUAAGACAAAGAAGAAGGAAAAGCCAAAGCAGACGCUCCUCAGUUUCGGAGAGGAGCUGGAACAAGGGGAUGACGGAGAAGUUUUUAUAGUGAAGAAAUCGUCGAGGAGCAAAAAACUGAUGAAACAGCUAGAUCACGAAAGGAGAAAAAAGAAAGGUGAAGAGAAAAUGCAAGUGGACACUGAGCAAGCGAAUAAAUCCAUUAAGCAGGAAAAAGAUUUAGAAAUAAAGACAGAUGAUCUAGUAGUUAAAAUAAAAAACACAGGACCCCUGAUUUUGAAUGGUCGAGCUGCAUUAGCAGCUGGGAAAGAUGAAUAUACAUCGGGUGAAGAAGAAGAGGAAGUUUGCAGUCACAAGUUUCGCUCAACUACAGAUAAAGCCGAGACUGUAAAGAUACUUCUUGAAAGUGGAUGUAUACCUGAUGCUGCUAUGAUUCACGCAGCGAGAAAACGUAGGCAGAAAGCGAGAGAAUUAGGAACUGAUUACAUUCCUCUUGAAGAACAAAGCGAUGACAAGGGUAAGUCAAGAUUGAUACGAGAGGAAGAUCACGAUCGUAGUGACGAUGAGGAUUCGCAAGAUCGACUUGAUAUGACCGUCAAUACGGAAGCACGUGAUAAGGAAAAAAGGAGGGAAGCGUUUCUUGCAUCUCAAGCUACGAUAAAAUGCAAGUCUUUGUAUAAGAUAGCUGACUUAAAAUUUUCAGAUAAUGAAAGCGAGCACGAAAACGAGGAGGAAGAAUGGGAAGCUCAACAAAUACGCAAGGGUGUAACCGGUGCUCAGAUUGCAGCGGCGCAACAGGAUUCGAUGUUACAACAACAGUACGCGAUAGGCAUGAAUGUUAAUCAAAUGAUCGGUCCUGGGGUACCGUUGGAAAUGGUGUUAAUGCCUGCACCACCGCCGCCACCGUCCAUUCAACCAAUAGAUCCAACAAAAAUCGAACCUGUUACACCGGAAGAAGUUGUGAAACGAAUGCGCACGAAGUUGGGCAGUUUGAAAGAGGUGCACAGGAAAUAUCUUCAGGACCAGGAAAACAUAGAGCGGGAAUUGGAGCAAAUCAGGAAAGAAUUGAUCGAGGGCGAAGUUCGCACGCCGCAUUACGCGCAGCGCUUCAGUUAUUACCAAGAGUUGCGUGGGUAUGUCACUGACUUGGUAGAGUGUCUUGAUGAGAAGCUUCCCCUGGUUAUCGAAUUGGAGAAGCGCUGGUUAGAUCUGUACGGCGAACGCACGACCGAAUUGAUGGAACGAAGACGGCAGGACACAAGGGAUCAAGCGGAAGAAAUAACGGCUGGACCAAGAGGCUAUUCGGCGAGAAAAGGACCGGAAAUGGAUGCUCACGUAAAACGAGCUACGGGAAGAGAAGGUAGAAGAGCUCGUCGCAGAAGAGCGAGAGAAUUGGCUUCGAACAUGGCGAAGCACAUCGACGGAAUGUCCAGUGACGAUGAGGUCACCGUGCAACAGAAUCUUGUGUUUCAGCAAACUAAAGAUGAAAUUGACAAUGACUCGAAGAAUGUAUUUUCCGACGUCGUAGAGGAGUAUUGUACAGUACGUGGUAUUCUUUCGAAGUUCGAAUCGUGGAGAGAAACCGACAUAGACGCGUACACGGAAGCUUACGUGUCGUUGUGUUUGCCGAAAAUACUUUCACCAAUUAUCAGAUUACAAUUACUCACGUGGAACCCGAUUAUGGAAAGCGCCGAUAUCGAAAGGACAAAGUGGUACAACACGUUGCUUUUGUAUGCUCUGGAUAGCAAAGAAACAGAGGAAUCACUUAGACGAGAUCCGGACAUCAAAUUAAUACCAUUAACGAUUGAAAAAAUUGUCAUUCCCAAAUUGACAUCUAUUAUCGAAAAAGUGUGGGAUCCGAUGUCAACGUCCCAAACGUUACGACUUGUAGGGACUAUAAGUCGACUGAUCAAGGAAUAUCCGAAUUUAAAUGACACGAGCAAACAGUUAGAGAAGUUGUUUAAUGCUAUUUUAGACAAGAUCAAAGCUGCCGUUGAGAAUGAUGUCUUUAUACCCAUUUUUCCAAAACAGUUUUGGGAUACAAAGCAUUCUUUCUUUCAAAGACAGUUCGCCAUGGCUGUUAAGUUGCUUCGCAAUUUAUUAAGUUGGCAAGGCCUUCUCGGAGACAUGCAGUUGAAAAACUUGGCGUUGGGUUCGCUUUUGAAUCGUUAUUUAUUGGCGGGAUUGCGAGUUUCUUGUCCAACCGACGCUUUAUUCAAAGCAAACAUGAUCGUGAGCACACUACCAAGAGCGUGGUUACAAGGUGAAACUAUAGAACACCUCAAAAUGUUCGGCGCCCUUAUUCAGCAACUAAGCAAACAGUUGGAUCAAGCAAAUCCUGCGCACAAUGAAGCAUGGGAAUACUCCAAGUCCAUCCUGAAAAUAAUCAAGCCAACGUAAAAUAUGUUUGAUUACUUACAUGUGUAUAAGUUAUUACUUUACCACAACUUGUUGCUUUUAGAAAAUAUGUAAGUUUGUUUGAUAGUUUUAUACACACAAUAUAAUAUAAAAAACAUGUGUAUAUGAUGUAAUACAGUAAAGUGUCACUACAGAUGUAUAAUAAAUGCAGAAAUGCAAGUUUGUACAGUAAUAAACACA
Messenger RNA from Pseudomyrmex gracilis, 3031 nucleotides. Its product is annotated as PAX3- and PAX7-binding protein 1. Bases 326 to 2833 code for a protein of 835 amino acids. The transcript has 16 exons. The record is from RefSeq and is a predicted model, not a curated record. Gene Ontology annotation, molecular function: DNA binding. Gene Ontology annotation, biological process: mRNA splicing, via spliceosome; spliceosomal complex disassembly. NCBI's taxonomy places the organism in Eukaryota, Metazoa, Arthropoda, Insecta, Hymenoptera, Formicidae. Gene Ontology annotation, cellular component: nucleus; U2-type post-mRNA release spliceosomal complex.